Messenger RNA from Gossypium raimondii (Peruvian cotton), 1554 nucleotides. Its product is annotated as UDP-glycosyltransferase 76E2. Bases 11 to 1399 code for a protein of 462 amino acids. Gene Ontology annotation, molecular function: UDP-glycosyltransferase activity. The record is from RefSeq and is a predicted model, not a curated record. The transcript is spliced from 2 exons. NCBI's taxonomy places the organism in Eukaryota, Viridiplantae, Streptophyta, Magnoliopsida, Malvales, Malvaceae.
CUUGGGUUUCAUGUUUCAAAUAACUUGCCACACCAGAACAUCCAAAGAAACAGGGAAAAAAAUGGAGAAACAACAGAAAUCCAGUCAUUUGGUGCUUGUUAUGCUACCCUUUCAAGGCCACAUGACUCCCAUGCUCCAGCUAGCUAGUAUCUUGCACUCAAAGGGCUUCUCAAUCACUAUAGUUCACCCUGAAUUGAACUCUCCUAACCCUUCAAACCACCCCGAGUUCACCUUCGUAUCCAUACCAGAUAAGCUCACGGAAUCUCAACUCUCUGAUAAAAAUGUUACAGGUCUUGUGUGGAGUCUGAACAAAACCUGUCCAGUACCGUUACGGCAAUGCCUCGAAAAGAUCUUGCACUCUCAUCACCAUAUUGCCGCACUCAUCUAUGAUACACAAAUGUAUUGUGCUCAAACUAUCGCCGACGAUCUGGGGCUACCCGGGAUAACUUUGCGUACAAGUGCUGCUACAACAUUGCUAUUAUAUCCCGUCUUUUCUCAACUUGAUGAGGAAGAUUUUAUGUCUGAAAUUAAAUCGCCAGAGCUUCAAGCUCUUCAUCUUCAACGCCUUCGGGGAUUAUUAUCACAAAAUCCAGCCAAAGAGAUGAUGGAAAUAAGGGUUGAACUCACAAACGCGCUGAAGAGCUCAUUAGCUAUAAUUGUGAACUCGAUGGAAUUUCUUGAACUAGAAGCACUGUCAAAGGUCAAACAAUACUUCCCUGCUCCGAUUAUCACUAUAGGACCAUUACAUAAAUUAGCUCCAGCCAUUUGCAGCUCAUUAUUUACUGAAGAAGAUAAAUGCAUCUCUUGGCUUAACAAACAGGCUCCCAAAUCUGUCAUCUAUGUGAGCCUUGGUAGCAUGGCCAGCAUUGAUAGGCAAGAACUAAUUGAGAUAGCUUGGGGACUAUCCAAUAGUAAACAACCCUUCCUGUGGGUGGUUAGGCCUGGUAUGGUUCGUGGCUCAGAAUGGAUUGAAUCAUUGCCAAAUGGGUUUGAGGAGAGUGUGGGAGAAAGAGGUUGCAUUGUGAAAUGGGCACCUCAAACGGAAGUGCUGGCUCACGCUGCAGUGGGGGGAUUUUGGAGCCACUGUGGAUGGAAUUCAACCAUUGAGAGUAUUUGUGAAGGGGUACCAAUGCUAUGCAAACCUUUCUUUGGAGACCAACACUUGAACACAAGCUACAUCUGUAAUGUCUGGAAAAUAGGAUUGGAAUUGCAGAAUCUGGAAAGAGGGAAUAUAGAAAGAACAAUAAAAAGACUAAUGGUGGAUAUGGAAGGAAACGAUAUCCGAAAGAGAGCUAUGGAUUUGAAGGAGAAAGCAGCUUUUUGUCUAGUGGAGGAGGGUUCUACAAGUUGUUCUUUCAAUGGGUUAACAAAGCAUAUAUCAUCAGCUUCAGAGACAUGAAAUCAAGCAUCCUUGUAGUGUUACUUUCAGUUUAUAGUAUGGGAUUGUGAUUUGUGUAACUUAUUGAUAAGUUGGCAUCUAGAAAAAGCACAAACAUAUGCAGAAUAAAUAUGGUUGUAUUAUAUUUUUUUAUAACAAGUUUGAGAUUAAUCCAA